AUGGGCAAGAAGUCGAACAAGAACCAGGAACAGGUUGUCGACCUCACCAAUGCAGGUCCCAAGGACUGCGGCGUGAUCUUUGACAGCUCUGAUGCCGUCCUGGACGAGGCCAGGAAGAUGGUCCGUCUCGACCACGUCUCCAAGCCUUGGACUCGUGAGUCCUGGGAGAAGGCUAGGCCCUUCAUCCUCGAGCAGCGCCAGAAGCUCGAGACUACCGGCUGGGCGGGCGCCGACUCGGCCCGUACCGAGAUGUACGUCCUCCGCCGCAACGCCCCUCACGGUGCCUUUACCGAUGACGGCUUCAUGUACAUCAGGAUUCCCAAGAAGUUUAUCGACUUCCACCGAUCCAGCCGACCUGCCGAGGAAGACAAGGCCGACGAGCACGACGAAGGCAAACAGCGCAAGACGCUCCGUCGUCGCAAAGAGAACGCACCUUCAUACAAGCUCGACAACGAGUUUAUUUGGAAGGUGCGUGUUGAUGGUGACGGUGAGAACAGCGACCGUGACCCCAACGUCAUCCUCGACACUCCCGAGCCCCUCGAGAACAUUUUUUACCUUGUUCAGUGCCUCUCGCCCGGUAUGGCCAGGCUCGAGUACAAUCGCAAGGACGCCAUGCAGCCCAACACCAAGCAGUCGGAUCUUCGCGAUGACCCAGAAGCCCCCGCUAUGCGACAUCGCGCCGUAUUCGCCGCAAGCGAAAAGAUGGUCCGCACCCUUCCUCCCGUCUUUUGGUUGAAGAAGAACGAGACUGAGCUCCGCAAGAUCUUGGGUGCCGAGGCCUAUGAGGCCACUAUGCGCGCCGCGCAGGAUGACAAGCGCUCGCACAUCCGCGAUGUCAAGGGCCUCAAUGAGAAGGUCUGGGAAGAAGCUCUACCUCCACCCGCUCCUCUUGCGCUUGCCCGCAUCCCGCCUGUUCUUGUUGAAUCGCUAUCGCGCGCCGUGGCUCGUUCUCCGUACCAAGCUCCGUUUCUCUCUGCCUUUGGUUCCGCUUCCGAAAAUGGCUACGCAAGAAAACCCAUAUCUAUUGGCCCCGUCGAGACCGGCACCGUUUUGUCUUGGAUGACUGCUGCUCUAGCCGUUGGCGCGUCUGCGCUCUUUUUUCGUCCCUUCGUUUGA
Mycosarcoma maydis (corn smut) is the source of this 1116-nucleotide messenger RNA. RefSeq lists its product as uncharacterized. The record is from RefSeq and is a predicted model, not a curated record. Lineage: Eukaryota; Fungi; Basidiomycota; Ustilaginomycetes; Ustilaginales. The coding region runs from base 1 to 1116 and encodes 371 amino acids. The transcript has 3 exons.